Candidozyma auris is the source of this 444-nucleotide messenger RNA. RefSeq lists its product as uncharacterized. Bases 1 to 444 code for a protein of 147 amino acids. Lineage: Eukaryota; Fungi; Ascomycota; Pichiomycetes; Serinales; Metschnikowiaceae. The transcript has a single exon. The record is from RefSeq and is a predicted model, not a curated record.
AUGUUUAAGUCUGUCUUGUCUGGGUGGUUUACCAAGUCGCUGUCGCUGGUGCCCUUGGCUUCCUCCGAGGUCAACCGCUCCUUCACCAUGGCUGGCAGAGACUCCCACCAGGUGUACCACGUGUCGAUGAACGACGACAACACUGACGACUUUGUCGACAUUGCGUACCGCAAGUUGUCGUAUGCUGAGGUGGCGUCGAUUGCCAGACACAGACAGCAGACUUCGAAGGUGCCUCAUGGCCGUUGCUCUUCGCCCCGGGUGGCCCACAACCGGUACGCUGUUUUGGCGGCGAACGACGACGACGACGACGCCUCCGAGCUGGUGUACUCGGAGAAGUUCAAGAUCAACAACUACUUUAGCAAGAAUAAGGUGUACAAGCAAGCCGAUAAGGUAAAGGCGGCUCGCAGCAAGCAGAAGAAGGCGUACAACGGCAGGUCCCACUGA